AAAGCGACCGCACCAUAAAAGAAAAUUAUACAGCAAGCGUAGAGGAGUGAUACUCUAAUUUAAUUGGCAACUUAUUGGACCGCUUAUGAUUGAUGUACGGGAAGGAAAAUGACAUAAACAAGGCGGUUCAAAAGGCGAAUAAUAAAAAUUACAAUUUAAGACUUAUCGACACGAUCUACAGUCAAUUUCCAGCCUUCACCGAUGUGUUUGACGAAGAAACCUGGUAUGUUUUUGUCAUUUGCUUUGUGGCGGGUACUUUUCUGGUGGCGUUUAUUCUUUCGAAGUACAUAACUAUAAAACCUCGUGAGUAGGCCUGUUGAGUAAGAUUGUGCAUAGCGAAUUCAGUUCGCAAAAUGUCUCGUAUAUUUGCUUGUCAAACUGCAUUUCUACACACUUAAUGUCAUUAAUUUUUUUUACGCGCAUCGCAACCAUGUAAACUUUACGAUAUAAAAUCUCACGCAAUCAGAGGAAUAAAAUUCUGCGUUAAUUACUAUUGUAAGAAGAGAUAUACGUCUUCAUAAAUGUAAUGUGUCACAAAUCGUUUAUGCUGAUAAUAAAAUGUUAUUAAAAAAACAAAAAAUACGCAGUCUGGUCCUCCAAGUUAGGGGUUGGGCGCUAGGUUAACAAUCUGUUAAACCCGUUGAAAAUUAUUGUUAAGAAACUAAAACAGCUUCGAAUUAGUCACAGCGACCGGUCAUGAUUCUUGAGGUGCUAAACUUCGGGCUAUAGCUUGACUCGAGCUGUAGUGCCAUCGAAGAAGAAAAAGAUUCAAUCUUAUAUGAAACAUGUUAG
This is a messenger RNA of Temnothorax curvispinosus, 792 nucleotides long. RefSeq lists its product as uncharacterized. NCBI's taxonomy places the organism in Eukaryota, Metazoa, Arthropoda, Insecta, Hymenoptera, Formicidae. The record is from RefSeq and is a predicted model, not a curated record. The transcript is spliced from 2 exons. Bases 93 to 311 code for a protein of 72 amino acids.